AUGCCCACGUCAUCAAUCCAUGGCACGUGUGACGAAGAUGAUGAAUGCUGCCAUUGCAAGCACAUGCCCUGCAACACCUUGUGCAACACCAGUUGGAAUGCUUGCAAGUGCAAACCUUGCACCCUUCAUUACCUUCAUGUAGCACAUGCUCAUAGUGACUCACACUGGCACUUACAUGAAACUGCCACUGAAGCUGCUGCUUUGCUGGCCUCUCGACCCCAUCGACCCCUCGCAACCCCUGAGGACCCCGCGAUCAAAAUAACUGAAGGCCCAUGGGCCCUGAUGAAGCCCCGCAACUCUGGUUGUUGUGAGAGUCAGGGUUGUCUGGGUGACGGCCCUUGGAUUCUUAGGGAGACUUUCAGACUUUCAAUUGUUGGCUGCAACCUGAGAGAACGUAGGUUUUUUGUACCAAAAGCGUUGGCCGUCGCCCUGCUGGCCCUGGGAAAGCUGAUGUGA
This is a messenger RNA of Durusdinium trenchii, 456 nucleotides long. The record is from the annotation of a GenBank genome assembly. Lineage: Eukaryota; Dinophyceae; Suessiales; Symbiodiniaceae.